Helicoverpa armigera (cotton bollworm) is the source of this 1078-nucleotide messenger RNA. RefSeq names its product chymotrypsin-1. The record is from RefSeq and is a predicted model, not a curated record. Gene Ontology annotation, molecular function: serine-type endopeptidase activity. Gene Ontology annotation, biological process: proteolysis. The transcript has 7 exons. NCBI's taxonomy places the organism in Eukaryota, Metazoa, Arthropoda, Insecta, Lepidoptera, Noctuidae. The coding region runs from base 119 to 1054 and encodes 311 amino acids.
UAUUGAUUAUACAGACAAUAUCGACCUCAUUCAAAGUAUAGUACCCAGUUAUUCACUAACAGGAAGAAAGGACUAUUGUGUUAGUUUAUGUGAACAUUAUUAACUGAAAUUAAUUAAAAUGAAUAAGUUUGUGAUAUUGUGUGUGGUUGUUCUUUAUGGAGCAAGCUAUUCAGUUGAAGGCGCAUCCAGAAUUAUUGGUGGCACCGUUGCUACUGGAAACGAGUUCAAUUACAUGGUCUCCUUGCAAAGAAUAAGUGAAGUGGCUCAAUUGACGAGAGGACAUAGAUGUGGAGGAGCAUUGAUCACGUUAAGUCAUGCAUUGACAGCUGCCUCAUGCCUUCAUAACAAUAAUCAGCUAAUUGUCGCGUCAGAACACCGUCUAUUUGCUGGCGCAACGAGGCUCGAUGAUGACUCUAACGAGUAUCGUGUUCGGAAUGUAGCUAACUUCACAAUCCACCCUGAGUUUAACCCGAGCCAGCGUUUUAAUUACGACAUCGCAGUUAUUACUACUGUCAGUCCGUUCUCAAACGUCGCAGUGUCGACCCUGAGGCUUCCCACUGAGGAUAUCGGAAUUCAACUAGAACCAGGUUGCACUACUCCUGGUUGGGGAGCCCAAAAUAGUUCAGCCACUGCAAGUUACCAGUUGAUGUUCAUUCGAAGCCGAAUAACUGAAAACGCUGUCUGUUUCCAAUCCUACGUCAAUCAAGGAACUUCAAUUACUGUGUUUCCCAACAUGCUGUGCGCUUUGCCGCCGACAAACAGUACUGGAUGUCAUGGUGACAUUGGAAACCCCCUGGUUUGCGGCGACUAUCUGCAGGGCGUUCUUUUCUUGUCAAAAGACUGCGCAUCUCCAGUAGUGAUGCCAUCACCUGACGUAUACUCCAGAGUGUUCAGCCACGGUGCUUGGUUGAACGAAACCGUGUUCGGAAUUAUUAGUCAAGAAAACACAACAACUGUAGCCCCACCAACUGAAAGUGGAGCUUCGACUUAUCAAGCUGGUGCUGGUCUGCUAACGAUAUUCGCGCUCGUUCAAAUUGUAACAUCAAUGUCAUAAGAUAAUACCUAUAUAUAUAUUUUU